Paramecium sonneborni is the source of this 889-nucleotide messenger RNA. The record is from the annotation of a GenBank genome assembly. NCBI's taxonomy places the organism in Eukaryota, Ciliophora, Oligohymenophorea, Peniculida, Parameciidae.
AUGCAAUAACAAAAAAAUAAAAAAAGGAAAUUUUAAAAGCAUCAAAGAUCUGGUUAAUAAAAUGCUUCAUCAGAUAUUUUAUAUAGUGGAUUUCUAAUCACAUGUGAUAAAAAUAGAGAGAGAGAAGCUAUAAAAGAAGGUUAUUAAAUUAUUGAACAAUAUGUUGAAUUAAUUUAUCCUCAAGAAUCAUAAAAAUAUGAAAAAAUGCUUUAAUAAAAUACAAAUAAUAAAGGGAUUGUAAAAAUGCUAUAUAAUUUUGAAACUAAAGUUAAAUGUGUGAUUUUCAUCAGAAUUAAUAAUUAAGAAUUUCCAUCAAUAGAUGUUGAUGAAUUGAGUCGAAUGAUCUUAAGUGAUGUUUAUGAAAAGUCAUAACAAGUUGCUCGCUAUAUCUAUAGAUUGAUUCCCAUCUAAUAUGUAUUUAGAGCAAUUAUAGAUGAAUUUAAAAAAUAUGCUACUUUGUUAGUCAAUAAGUAUUUUCAAUUAGACAGACCGCAUCCAUGGUUUUUGAUAUUCAAAACCAGAUACACUGAUAAAAUUAAUAAACAAUAAGUCUUAUCAAUUUUAUAAGAAUUGAUUGAACCUUUACAUUAUCAAGACUGGUAAGAACCUGAAUUUGUUUUCUUUGUAGAAGUAAAUGGAGCCAUUAUGUACAUAAAUAUAUUACCAAAAUAUCAUGAAUUUAGGGAAUAUUCAAUUAGAAAAGGUGGAUAGCCAGUUUUAGAUAAUGUUCCUGAGAGAAAAAAUAAUUUUACUGAUAAAAUAGUAAAGAAAGUUAAAUUUUAAAAUGAAGAAGAAGUUUAGAAACCAAUAGAUAUUUAGGAUCCGAAUUCAGAUUUUUAGAAGAAAGAAUUUUUUAUAGAAUAAGAUGUAGAUCUAUUGUGAUUAAUUU